AUGACUGUGAAUUUCACAAACCAGUCAGUUAUUUACAACGACGAUCCACUCUACAUAUCAGACGAAAAAUUAAGUGCUUCUAACCUGGUUGUUUUUACAAUUUUUAUGCUCAUUAUAUUUGUGAUCAGCUUAGUGGGUAACGUCUCUGUUUUUGUGAUUUUUUACAAAAGACCAAACUUCAUAACAAUAUCAAACAGAUUUAUUAUUAAUUUGUCAGUGUGCAAUUUAUUACAAACAAUAAUAUCUAUGCCGUUUGCGCUUGCUUCAAUGAUAAGACAGGAAUGGUUGUUCGGAUUCAUCUGGUGCCAAUGCUCAGGUUUCCUGAUGAACGCAAUUUUUGCAGCCAGCACUUUAACGUUAGUUGUGAUCGCUAUAGACCGAUAUUGUGCCGUUGUAAAGCCCUUACACUAUUCAUUGCACCUUACACGCAGACGUGCAACUUCGAUGAUUCUUGGUGUGUGGGUGCUGGCAGUCAUUUGUUCAAUACCACCAUUAGUUGGAUGGAAUAAGUAUAAAUUCCAGCGGGACAAAAUUGCGUGUUUGCCGAUUUCCUCUAGAAGUCAGGAGUCCGAUGUCAUAGAAUUCUUGCAGAAUGUCAACACGACUGCAUCUCUGAAUUCGAUGGCUGUACAGGAGGAGGAGGAACACUCCAACAGCAUCAGUUAA
Dreissena polymorpha is the source of this 666-nucleotide messenger RNA. RefSeq names its product G-protein coupled receptor 161-like. NCBI's taxonomy places the organism in Eukaryota, Metazoa, Mollusca, Bivalvia, Myida, Dreissenidae. Gene Ontology annotation, molecular function: G protein-coupled receptor activity. The transcript is spliced from 2 exons. Gene Ontology annotation, cellular component: membrane. Gene Ontology annotation, biological process: G protein-coupled receptor signaling pathway. Bases 1 to 666 code for a protein of 221 amino acids. The record is from RefSeq and is a predicted model, not a curated record.